GGAUCCACUCCGUGGUUUCCUUUCGGCUCCGCUUCCCAACUUUGCUCCAAGUUGCCAGACUCUGGGCUGGUGUAGGGACCGCUGAGUGGACCCGGCCCCGACUGAGAGCCUGGAGGGAAACCCACCCGUUCAGAACCCACACCGGCAGGGAUGGAGUGGGCCUCAAGGGAACAAGGGAGGGGCCGGCAGGGACAGUCAGUGCCCUGGGAGCUCCGACUGGGCCUGCUGCUGAGCGUGCUGGCUGCUGCACUGGCCCAGGCCCCGGUCCCUGAUGUGCCUGGCUGUUCUCGCGGAAGCUGCUACCCAGCCACGGGUGACCUGUUGGUGGGCCGCGCCGACAGACUGACUGCCUCAUCCACCUGUGGCCUGCACGGCCCCCAGCCCUACUGUAUUGUCAGUCACCUGCAGGACGAGAAGAAGUGCUUCCUGUGUGACUCCCGGCGCCCCUUCUCUGCUCGAGACAAUCCACACAGCCAUCGCAUCCAGAACGUAGUCACCAGCUUUGCCCCACAGCGUCGGUCAGCCUGGUGGCAAUCCGAGAAUGGUAUCUCUAUGGUCACCAUCCAGCUGGACCUGGAGGCUGAGUUCCAUUUCACACACCUCAUUAUGACCUUCAAGACAUUUCGCCCUGCUGCCAUGCUGGUGGAGCGCUCGGCAGACUUCGGCCGCACCUGGCACGUGUACCGAUAUUUCUCCUAUGACUGUGGGGCUGACUUCCCAGGAGUCCCGCUAGCCCCUCCGCGGCACUGGGAUGAUGUAGUCUGUGAAUCUCGCUAUUCAGAAAUUGAGCCAUCCACUGAAGGCGAGGUCAUCUAUCGUGUGCUGGAUCCUGCUAUCCCUAUCCCAGACCCAUAUAGCUCACGGAUCCAGAACUUACUGAAGAUCACCAACCUACGGGUGAACCUAACUCGGCUACACACACUGGGGGACAACCUGCUCGACCCACGGCGGGAAAUCCGAGAGAAGUACUAUUAUGCCCUGUAUGAGCUGGUUGUGCGUGGCAACUGCUUCUGCUAUGGACAUGCCUCAGAGUGUGCACCUGCCCCAGGGGCACCAGCCCAUGCUGAGGGCAUGGUGCAUGGGGCCUGCAUCUGCAAACACAACACCCGUGGCCUCAACUGUGAGCAGUGUCAGGAUUUCUAUCAUGACCUGCCCUGGCAUCCAGCUGAAGAUGGCCACAGCCAUGCCUGUAGGAAAUGUGAGUGCCAUGGGCACAGCCACAGAUGCCACUUUGACAUGGCCGUAUACCUGGCGUCCGGCAAUGUGAGUGGAGGGGUGUGUGACGGAUGUCAGCAUAACACAGCUGGGCGCCGCUGUGAGCUCUGCCGGCCCUUCUUCUAUCGAGACCCAACCAAGGACCUGCGGGACCCAGCCGUGUGCCGCUCCUGUGAUUGUGACCCUAUGGGUUCCCAAGAUGGCGGCCGCUGCGAUUCCCAUGAUGACCCUGCACUGGGGCUGGUCUCGGGACAGUGUCGCUGCAAAGAACACGUGAUGGGCACUCGCUGCCAGCAGUGCCGGGAUGGCUACUUUGGGCUCAGUGCCAGCGACCCACAAGGCUGCCGGCGCUGUCAGUGUAAUGCACGGGGCACGGUGCCUGGCUCCACCCCCUGUGACCCCAGCAGUGGAUCCUGUUUCUGCAAACGUCUAGUGACUGGACGUGGCUGCGAUCGCUGCCUGCCUGGCCACUGGGGCCUCAGCCACGACCUGCUUGGCUGCCGACCUUGUGACUGCGAUGUGGGUGGUGCCUUGGAUCCCCAGUGUGACGAGGCCACAGGUCAGUGCCGCUGCCGCCAGCACAUGGUUGGGCGACGUUGUGAGCAGGUGCAGCCUGGCUACUUCCGGCCCUUCUUGGACCACCUAACGUGGGAGGCUGAGGAUGCCCGAGGGCAGGUGCUGGAUGUGGUAGAGCGCCUGGUGACUGCCGGGGAGACUCCUGCAUCCUGGACUGGCCCAGGCUUUGUGCGGCUUCGCGAAGGUCAGACGCUGGAGUUUGUGGUGACCUCUGUGCCGAGGGCCAUGGACUAUGACGUGCUGCUGCGCUUGGAGCCCCAGGUCCCCCAGCAGUGGGCAGAGCUGGAACUGACUGUGCAGCGUCCGGGGCCUGUGUCUGCCCACGGCGUGUGUGGGCAUGUGCUGCCCAAGGAUGACCGCAUCCAAGGGAUGCUACAACCAGACGCCAGGUACCUGGUAUUUGCCAAUCCUGUCUGCCUUGAGCCUGGCAUCUCCUACAAGCUGCUUCUGAAGCUGGUGCGAACAGGGGGACGUACCCAGCCUGCGAGCCCCCACUCUGGACCUGGCCUGCUCAUUGACUCGCUGGUGCUGCUGCCCCGUGUCCUGGUGCUAGAGAUGUUUAGCGGGGGUGACGCUGCUGCCCUGGAGCGCCGUGCCACCUUUGAACGCUACCGCUGCCGUGAGGAGGGUUUGCUGCCCAGCAAGAGUCCUCCCUCCGAGGCCUGUACCCCCCUCCUCAUCAGCCUGUCCGCCCUGAUCUACAACGGUGCCCUGCCCUGUCAGUGCGAUCCUCAAGGCUCCCUGAGCUCGGAGUGCAACCCCCACGGUGGGCAGUGCCUGUGCAAACCUGGAGUGGUUGGGCGCCGCUGUGACCGCUGUGCCCCUGGUUACUAUGGCUUUGGCCCCACUGGUUGUCAAGCCUGUCAGUGCAGCCCCGAGGGGUCACUCAGCGGCCUGUGUGAAGGGACCAGUGGGCAGUGUCCCUGCCGGCCUGGUGCCUUUGGGCUUCGCUGCGACCGCUGCCAGCGUGGCCAGUGGGGAUUCCCUAGCUGCCGGCCAUGCGUCUGCAAUGGGCAUGCAGAUGAAUGCGACACUCACACAGGCGCUUGCCUGGGCUGCCGGGAUCACACAGGAGGUGAACACUGUGAAAGGUGCAUUGCUGGCUUCCAUGGGGACCCACGGCUCCCAUAUGGGGGUCAGUGCCGGCCCUGUCCUUGCCCUGAAGGCCCCGGAAGCCAGCGGCACUUUGCUACUUCUUGCCACCAGGAUGGGUACUCCCAGCAGAUCAUGUGCCACUGCCAGGCAGGCUACACAGGGGUGCGCUGUGACACUUGUGCCCCUGGGCACUUUGGCGACCCGUCAAGGCCAGGCGGCCGGUGCCAACCCUGUGAAUGCAGUGGGAACAUUGACCCCAUGGAUCCUGAUGCCUGCGACCCACGCACGGGGCAGUGCCUGCGCUGUUUAUACCACACAGAGGGGCCACACUGUGCCCACUGCAAGCCUGGCUUCCACGGGCAAGCUGCCCGCCAGAGCUGUCACCGCUGCACCUGCAAUCUGUUGGGCACAAAUCCCCAGCAGUGUCCAUCCACCGACCAGUGUUACUGUGACCCAACCACUGGGCAGUGCCCAUGCCUCCCCAACGUGCAGGGCCCUAGCUGUGACCGCUGUGCCCCCAACUUUUGGAACCUCACCAGUGGCCACGGCUGCCAACCUUGUGCCUGCCACUUAAGCCGGGCCAGAGGCCCCACCUGCAAUGAGUUUACCGGGCAGUGCCACUGCCUUGCUGGCUUUGGUGGGCGGACCUGUUCCGAGUGCCAGGAGCUCCACUGGGGAGACCCUGGGUUGCAGUGUCGUGCUUGUGACUGUGAUCCUCGUGGAAUAGACACACCUCAGUGUCACCGCUCCACUGGCCACUGCAGCUGCCGCCCUGGCGUGUCUGGUGUGCGCUGUGACCAGUGUGCCCGUGGCUUCUCGGGUGUCUUUCCUGCCUGCUACCCCUGCCAUGCAUGCUUCGGGGACUGGGACCGUGUGGUCCAGGACUUGGCUGCCCGUACACGGCGGCUACAGCAGCGCGCACAGGAGCUACAACAGACGGGUGUGCUGGGUGCCUUUGAGAGCAGCUUCUGGGACUUGCAGGAGAAGUUGGGCACUGUGCAGACUAUCGUGGGUGCCCGCAACGCCUCAGCUGCCUCCACUGCGCGGCUUAUGGAGGCCACAGAGGAGCUGCGGCGUGAGAUCGGGGCGGCCACUGAGCACCUAACUCAGCUGGAGGCAGAGCUGACAGAUGUGCAGGAUGAGAACUUCAAUGCCAACCACGCACUAAGUGGUCUGGAGCGAGAUGGGCUUGCACUGAAUCUCACCCUGCGGCAGCUUGAUCAGCAUCUGGACCUGCUCAAGCAUUCAAACUUCCUGGGUGCCUAUGACAGCAUCCGCCAAGCCUACAGCCAGUCUGCAGAGGCAGAACGUCGUGCCAACACCUCAGCCCUGGCAGUGCCCAGCCCCGUGAGCAACUCAGCAGAAACCAGGCGCAGGACAGAAGCACUGAUGGCUGCCCAGAGAGAAGACUUCAACCGUAAACACCUGGCCAACCAGCAAGCCCUGGGCGAGCUCUCUGCCCGUACUCAUGCCCUGAGCCUGACAAGCAUCAAUGAACUGGUGUGUGGGGCCCCGGGAGACGCACCUUGCUCCACGAGCCCUUGUGGUGGUGCCGGCUGUCGGGAUGAGGACGGGCAGCCCCGCUGUGGGGGCCUCGGCUGCACUGGGGCAGCAGCCACAGCAGACCUGGCGCUGGGCCGGGCCCGGCACACACAAGCAGAGCUGCAGCGGGCACUGGUAGAAGGCGGCGGCCUCCUCAGCCGAGUGGCAGAGACUCGUCGGCAGGCAGGCGAGGCACAGCAGCGGGCCCAGGCAGCCCUGGACAAGGCUAAUGCUUCCAGGGAGCAGGUGGAGCAGGCCAACCAGGAGCUUCGAGAACUUAUCCAGAGUGUGAAGGACUUCCUCAGCCAGGAGGGGGCUGAUCCUGAUAGCAUUGAGAUGGUGGCCACACGGGUGCUAGAGCUCGCCAUCCCAGCCUCACCUGAGCAGAUCCAGCACCUGGCAGGUGCGAUCGCAGAGCGAGUUCGGAGCCUGGCGGAUGUGGACACAAUCCUGGCGCGUACAGUGGGAGACGUGCGCCGGGCUGAGCAGCUGCUGCAGGACGCACAGCGGGCACGGAGCCGGGCUGAGGGUGAGAAACAGAAGGCAGAGACAGUACAGGCGGCACUGGAGGAGGCUCAGCGGGCGCAGGGUGCUGCCCAGGGUGCUAUCCGGGGGGCAGUGGCUGACACACAGGACACAGAACAGACCCUGCGCCAGGUACAGGAGAGGAUGGCAGGCACAGAGCAGGCACUGAGCUCUGCAGGUGAACGGGCUCGGCAACUGGAUUCCCUUCUGGAGGCUCUGAAACUGAAGCGGGCAGGAAAUAGUCUCACAGCCUCGACGGCUGAAGAAACAGCAGGCAGCGCCCAGGGCCGGGCCCGGGAGGCUGAGCAGCUGCUGCAGGGCCCGCUGAGUGACCGGUACCAGACGGUGCGGGCCCUGGCCGAGCGCAAGGCGGAGGGUGUGCUGGCCGCACAGGCGAGGGCAGAGCAACUUCGGGAUGAGGCUCGGGGCCUGCUGCAGGCCGCCCAGGACAAGCUGCAGCGGCUACAGGAACUGGAGGGCACCUACGAGGAGAACGAGCGAGCGCUGGAGGGCAAGGCGGCCCAGCUGGACGGGCUGGAGGCCAGAAUGCGCGGUGUGCUGCAAGCCAUCAACCUGCAGGUCCAGAUUUACAACACCUGCCAGUGACGCCUGCCGGGGCCCGCCUGUCCCCUGCCCCACUCCGCACGCCUGUCUGCCCACGCACUACAGCGAAUAAACCAGCGUGAACCCUCA
Molecule: messenger RNA, 5646 nt
Organism: Oryctolagus cuniculus (rabbit)
Lineage: Eukaryota; Metazoa; Chordata; Mammalia; Lagomorpha; Leporidae
Gene: LAMB2
Product: laminin subunit beta 2
Biological process (GO): animal organ morphogenesis; tissue development
Source: RefSeq, a predicted model, not a curated record